AUGUCCCUGCAGCGGGGUCUCUGCUGGCGGGGUCUCUGCUGGCGGGGUCUCUGCUGGCUGGGUCUCUGCUGGCGGGGUCUCUGCUGGCGGGGUCUCUGCUGGCGGGGUCUCUGCUGGCGGGGGUCUCUGCUGGCGGGGUCUCUGCUGGCGGGGUCUCUGCUGGCGGGGUCUCUGCUGGCGGGGUCUUUGCUGGCGGGGUCUCUGCUGGCGGGGGUCUCUGCUGGCGGGGUCUCUGCUGGCGGGGUCUCUGCUGGCGGGGUCUCUGCUGGCGGGGUCUCUGCUGGCGGUGGCGCUGCUCGCGGUGUCCCUGCUGGCGGGGACUCUGUUGGCGGUGGCGCUGCUGGUGCAGCUGAUGGGGCGCGGCGGCGUUCCGCCACCACUCCCUUCCCCCUUUCCCUCUCCCCCCCACAGCGUUCCGCCGCCACUCCCUUCCCCUCCUCCCUCUCCUCCCCACAGCGACCGCCGCUGCACACACGAACAUUCGCAACGGAGGGGGUGACGGGCAGGGGGCGGGGGAAAUGCGACGGGCAGAGCGACGGCGGGCGAAGGAGCGGGUGGGGCGACAAAAAGCGGGGAGACUGA
Messenger RNA from Closterium sp. Naga37s-1, 582 nucleotides. The record is from the annotation of a GenBank genome assembly. NCBI's taxonomy places the organism in Eukaryota, Viridiplantae, Streptophyta, Zygnematophyceae, Desmidiales, Closteriaceae.